AUGGCGCCUAAUUACCCUCAAACCAGUGGGCAAGUUGAGGUCUCCAACAGACAGAUUAAAGCUAUAUUGGAGAAGAUUGUGAGCUUCACUAGAAAAGAUUGGUCAACAAGACUUGAUGAAGCACUUUGGGCUUAUAGAACAGCUUACAAAACCCCCAUUGGAAGGUCUCCUUUCAAUUUGCUAUAUGGGAAGGAUUGCCACUUGCCUGUAGAGGUCGAAUACAAGGCUUUAUGGGCAGUAAAGAUGCUGAACUUUGACAUAAAGGCAGCACAAGAAAGGAGGGUAAUGAACCUGUUUGAGUUGGAGGAAAUCAGAAUGAAUGCCUAUGAGAACUCCAUGAUCUACAAGAUGAGAACCAAGGCAGCCCACGACAAACUAAUUCGCCUAAAAGACUUCAAGGUUGGGGACAAUGUGCUCUUGUUUAACUCCAAAUUGCGGUUGUUCCCCGGGAAGUUGAGGUCAAAGUGGUCAGGGCCGUUUAAGAUACAUGAGGUUCUACCCUACGGGUUGAUGAUAGGAUUUGUAUGUGAUGUGAUAGAUAUGAAAUGA
This is a messenger RNA of Microthlaspi erraticum, 549 nucleotides long. The record is from the annotation of a GenBank genome assembly. Lineage: Eukaryota; Viridiplantae; Streptophyta; Magnoliopsida; Brassicales; Brassicaceae.